AUGCUCGACUACGUGAAGAGGUACAUCUUCCUCGAACUGCUGCUAAUUCUGCGGGUGGUGAAUUACUACGUCCCGUUAGACAAUCGGUUGAAUAUCGCGGUGGUACUUUACCUGACCCUUUUGGGGCUCGUUUAUUUGGCCUUCAAGUUUAGGUACCGCGGGGGUAGCGGGUCGGGCGGCGUGAGUUGGGCCUUCGCCGGCAGGCACGUGUGCAUCGUGGGCGGGUCCGAAGGCCUGGGCCUCUCGCUGGCCAAGCGAAUCAUUCGCGAGAAGCCGCACACCCUAACCAUCAUGUCGAGGAACGCCGCCAAGCUACGCACAGCGAAGGUGGUUUUACUGCAGGAGCUGAGUUUGCAGAGGUCCCCCCAGGAGCUCCACAUAAACAUAAUUCAGUGCGACAUCGGUAUGAAGGAGUCCAUCAACGAGGCUUUUCAAAACGUCCGAACGAAUAGCAGUAUGGGUAAAGAAAAGGACCCAGGGGGAGACAAAUCAAAGGGAAGUAGUACCCAUAGGAAGAAUCAUCCCAUAGACACUCAACAAGCGACAGACCAACCGCCCAACGAUGUGGAUGUCCUCAUCUGCAAUGCUGCCUAUGUAUGUACAGAAGAAAAUAGCAAACUGCAAAUGUACGAUUUGCUAUACACAGUAAACACGAACAUUCAUGGCAACAUUGACGUCAUCUCGAGAGUCAUUGCCAAUAUGAAGAAGAAAAGAAAAGGAUUCAUUUUGUUUAUAAAUUCUGAAGGAGCUCUUUAUCCCGUUUAUGGGUACUCAUAUUAUUUAAUGAGCAAAACGGCUAUGUGGACGUACACGUAUAUUUUGGACCAGGAGUUAAAACAUUAUGAUGUUCAUUUUGCAAAUGCCUUUCUCCCAUCAGUUCAAACUCCUGGGUAUGUUCAGGAGAAUUUAAAAAAACCGUUUAUCACCAAACGGAUUGAGGACUUAACCAGCACGGUUGAUUCUGACUACGCCGCUGAUAAAGUAGUUUGCAAAAUUAAAAAGGGGAGGAAAUUCAUAACGCUAGAUUUUAAUGGCUUCAUGCUGUCCGUUUUGCAUAGCGGGUAUAGGAAUCCGGAGUCCUAUUUUGAUUACUUAAUUUGCGUGUCGUUUUGUGGCGUCUUCGUGUUUGUGUCCUCCCUUUAUAAGCUCUACAUCGAGCAUAUCAUCCGAAGGAACGUCUUCCACCCCCCCUCAAUUUGACUGCCCAUUUGGGGUCACCUGCACAGAUAUAUUUGUCGUGCGUUUGUUAAUGCUUUUAUUUUUUUUUCCCCACCAGGGUAUAUGUAACCACGUGGCUCAUUUAUUUUCCCCUGUGAAGGCACCCGCAUGGUGCGUUCCACACGAAUGGCUGCACUUCUCCAUGUGGACGUUUCUCACG
This is a messenger RNA of Plasmodium vivax (malaria parasite P. vivax), 1378 nucleotides long. RefSeq lists its product as hypothetical. The coding region runs from base 1 to 1200 and encodes 399 amino acids. Gene Ontology annotation, cellular component: endoplasmic reticulum membrane. Gene Ontology annotation, molecular function: 3-dehydrosphinganine reductase activity. The transcript has 2 exons. The record is from RefSeq and is a predicted model, not a curated record. NCBI's taxonomy places the organism in Eukaryota, Apicomplexa, Aconoidasida, Haemosporida, Plasmodiidae. Gene Ontology annotation, biological process: sphingolipid biosynthetic process.